AUGUGGGUCAAUUCCGGAACCGUCGGAAGGGCCCUCUCCAUGGAUAUAGACACAGACUAUGAGCGGCCCAAUGUGGAAACCAUUAAAUGUGUGGUGGUAGGGGAUAAUGCAGUAGGCAAGACCAGGCUAAUCUGUGCCCGGGCCUGCAAUGCCACCCUCACACAGUAUCAGCUGCUUGCCACCCACGUGCCAACCGUCUGGGCCAUCGACCAGUACCGUGUAUGCCAGGAGGUGUUAGAGAGAUCUCGUGAUGUAGUGGAUGAGGUCAGUGUGUCCCUGAGGCUAUGGGACACAUUCGGGGAUCAUCACAAAGACAGACGAUUUGCCUAUGGCAGGUCUGACGUAGUGGUGCUUUGCUUCUCUCUGGCUAAUCCCAAUUCCCUGCGCCAUGUACGCACCAUGUGGUUCCCGGAGAUCAAGCACUUUUGUCCCCGGACACCCAUCAUUCUAGUUGGCUGCCAGCUGGAUCUGCGCUAUGCUGACCUGGAUGCAGUUAACCGUGCAAGACGACCCUUAGCCAAACCAAUCAAACCUACAGAUAUCCUUCCCCCAGAGAGAGGCCAUGAGGUGGCAAAGGAACUUGGGAUUCCCUACUAUGAGACCAGCAUUGUUGCCCAAUUUGGAGUCAAAGAUGUUUUUGACAAUGCCAUCCGGGCCGCUCUCAUCUCUCGUCGUCACCUGCAGUUCUGGAAGUCCCACCUGAAAAAGGUCCAGAGGCCCCUUCUCCAGGCGCCAUUCCUGCCCCCUCGCCCGCCUCGCCCCAUUGUGGGCAUCCCAGACCCCCCUCCCGCAGACGGCGAGGGCCCUGAUUCCCUUUUCUGUCAUCCACUAUGUGCAGAUGUGCUUUUCCUUCUGCAGGGUGGUGCCACUCGCGUCUUAGCACACAAAAUCUAUCUGGCUACUUCCUGCUCAAAGUUCUAUGACCUCUUCACCCUUGAUCUUGGUGGAUCAUGUAUGGGACCAAAGGGGGAUGAACAGGAGAACAAGGAAAACUUGGAGAGUGGAGAGGAAGAUGAGCAAAGCAGGAGAGGAGCCAAGGAGCAAGCUGGGCGCACUAAGAGCCUGGACAUUGAUAAAGACGGGGUUGAUGGAGGGGUGCGGGGCCUGAAUCGACCCCAGCUACUCCAACAAGGCUCUUUGAGGACUUCCCAGAGUGAUAACGCACUUCCAUCUCGAGCUCUGUACACCCUGGGUGCACUAGGCACUGGUCGAGCACUUUCAGGAUGGGGAAGGGGGUUUCUGAGCGUGUGCCUGGAGCACGUUGAUGAUCCCAUGACUGGACGACCACGACUCAUGACUGUUGUAGCCAUGGAUGCACUUAUACAGGAAGAACCAUUCAAGGCGGUGCUUCAGUACCUGUACACAGGCAGUCUGGAUGAGGCCAGAGGGGAUCUGAUGCAGGUGGCUACCAUCGCAGAGCUACUGGAGGUGUUUGACUUGAGGAUGAUGGUGGCCAAUGUUCUCAACAGAGAGAGCUUCAUGAACCAGGAGAUCACCAAGGCCUUCCAUGUCCGCAGAGCCAAUCGCAUCAAGGAGUGUCUCAGUAAAGGGACCUUUGCUGAUGUGGUGUUCCGCCUGGACGAUGGCUGCCUUCCGGCCCACAAGCCCCUGCUCAUCUCCAGCUGCAGCUGGAUGGCUGCCAUGUUUCGUGGCUCUUUCAUGGAAAGUUACACUGAAGAGGUACCUAUUCCUAACACCAGUACAGCCUGUAUGCGUGGGGUGCUGGAGUUCCUGUACUGCGGCCUGCUGACGCCCUGUCCUGGUCUGGAGCCCAUGGAACUAAUUGUUCUGGCCAACCGUCUCUGUUUGCCACGCCUUGUUGCCCUCACAGAACAGCAUGCUGUGGAUGAGCUUCUCCAGUUGGCAGUGAAAGGGGGUGACAUUGAUGGACAGGUGUUGGCUUAUCUUGAGCUUGCACAGUUCCACAAUGCUAAGCAACUAUCAGCUUGGUGUCUCCAUCACAUCUGCACUAAUUAUAACAGCAUCUGCCGCAAGUUUCCCAAAGACAUGAAGGCCAUGUCUCCAGAAAACCAGAGGCACUUUGAGAAGCAGCGCUGGCCUCCCGUGUGGUUCCUAAAGGAGGAGGACCGCUAUCUGCGCUCUCAGAAGGAGCGCGAACGUGAGGAGGAGAUCUUGCGCAAGCAACACACCAAACGGGGCUGGUGUUUCUGGAGACACCCGUCCUCUUCUCCCCACGUCUCCUAAAAGGGUUUCCUCCACUGACUUCUUCGUCCUUGCCUGGGUCAUCCCACCCAGGAUAACUAACCCCCCUGUUCCGCUUAUAGAGGAGGUCGGCUUUGAACCCUCUAUCAGUCAAGAAAUGACUCUCAGUGCUACUAUGCCUGAACGUCAGCAUGUUUGGGGGAAUGUAUGUGCCUCUUUAUAAUUGUGGGUGACUUCAUGAGUGCAUUUUGGAAUGCUUGUAGACCUGUGUGCGGAUGUGUGGGUGUAUGUUUGCGAUUGAUGAUUGAGUGAUGCUUCCGACUUGAGUGCUUCCCAGACGUCCUGAUGUAUAAGGGCCUGCGGCAUUGCAGUGCAGCCCCUUGUCCCCCUCCACAUGAGCUCUGUUCCUCCACCAGCACUCAACAGUGUCCCCAGCCUUUGAGUGAUUGGACUGGGAGCAAGGGCUCUCUAUCUCUCUCAGUCUCCAUCCUUCACAUUGACCUUAAUGACUAUUACACAUUGACCACCACGGCUCCUCUCGUGGAGCUUACCUCUGCCUUCACUUCUACGCAGACUGUUAGCUUGCACACACAGACCCGUGCGAAAGAUCCAUCCCUCUAAAACCAGCACUGGAUUCCCAGGAACUGACACUUACAAUGUAAUUAUUUUGAUAUUAUUAUUUUUGCGCCUUCUAGGACACUCUUAUCAGGGUUAACGGCGUACACUACUCCCAGGAAGUGUUGAGGACCUUGAUUGCCAUUGGAACCGCAGAGAUGGGAGUCUUAUCCCCAGGUUUGAGUGUAAGGGCAACCUUAAAACCAUUGGCAAGUUAGGAUGCUCCAGUAAGGAGGCUUGAUCAUAGCUAUUAGCCUGAUGUGGUCCCAUCAUCUCCCCCUGUACCUCCCUCCUCCUGCACACUGCAUGUGCAAAAAACAAAAAGCAAAAUGAGUUGGAUUCACCAAACUGCACUUCAGAGACAUUCAAAGUGACCACUCUAUAGCAAUGACGGGGGUAAAUAGGGCUAGCCUUACUUGAUACCUCUGCCAUGGAGGACUGAUGGACACAGUAUUAUACUAAUCCACUUGUAACGUCCAUGACCACUAGGUUGCGUUGAAGCUCAGCCAGCCUGCCUUUACAGCCCUACACCAUUAGGGGCAGCACUGCUCAGGACCCUGGCACUAACCCUCACACUAACUAACAGGAGUUUUUUUAUGCCUGUCAUCAGUAUAACUUCAAUUAUUGCAAAGUGUUAGAAAGAAAGCUAAAGCACAUUCACAGUAUUAUCAGUGCAUUUAAAACCUGACUAUUGAUUUUCACCUAAUUUUGAAUACCAAAGCUGUGAUUUUUUUUUUCUUUUUUAUAUAUAUAUAUUAUUUAUCUCUUUCUUCCUCACUCCAUCCCUGGGUCCCUGCUUCCUUUAGUGGCAAGAGGGAAUGGAGAAGAAAAUGACUUCAGAGAAUAAUCAAAUCCCUCCUCGCAGUGGUGUUUUCAGUCUGUGGUGUCAGGAGAAAAAGUGUCACUGCUGGACAUUGCCUUCCAUUCCUCUUGCUGGAAUCGAAAAUGGUGCUUCAGACACAACAAGACAGUGUCCACAUGAACACACAGACACACACGCGAUUAUAUGUUCACGUUCUAAGUGUCUGUCUAGCUGUUUAGUGUUUACCUGUGAUGAACGUGCAGAAAUGUAAUAAUGGUAUUCAAAUUUGACACAUGAGCUUUUUUUUUUUUUUUCAAACUCAUUUUUUCUUCUGCAUAUGCUGAUAGUUUGUAAGACGUCAUAAUAGGUCACUGCUUUUAGAAUGUGUAGAUUUCUGAUUUUUACAUACAGUGGUUACAAUGUAAUGUCUUUUGCUGCUUUUGUAUUCACUAACAUAGGGAUGUUUUGCUUCCUUUUUAACCAGGAAAAUAAUAAUACUUAAGAUUGCAGUCGUGAGCGUCUCAAACGGCUUGAUAUUAUCUGCGUAUGAGAGCAAAUUAGAUUUUCUUGUUAAGGGUGCUAAUUUCUUUGGGCUUUAGGACUGAAUGUGAAAACGAGACUUUGUGGUGAUGAGUUUCUAUUAGCACGUCGUUCUAUUUGUGGGUUUUUUUUGCGCCCCUCAGCUUUGCCCAGGCAACUGUAGGAGAUAGAUAGAUUGUGUGAAACAUGUGGUGCGUUCUGCCGUUGUCCAUGGGAGGCGUGUUAAAGUCAUUGUCAGGCACCGAAAUAGAAGUCUAGAUAGAAUCUCACGAGACCCAAGUGAGAAUUGAGCUGAUUCCUCUCUGAAAAAGAGUGAAAGUGGAGUAAAAGUGAACAAGUCUCAGUCAGUAUUACAUGCAGCCUACAUAUUUUAGAAUCUCUCCACGGAUAUUUCAGCUCAUCCCACUGCAGGGUUUUGGGAAUUUAAAGAUGAGACCUAAAGAGGAGACAGUUGGUUGGCUGUUUUUUGAUGGACUUCUAUGGCCUCUUUUUAGCUCCCCAUAGAAGGAAUGGCUAUUAGAUUUGUCUUAUUAAUGUUUGGUAUGACCCAUUAAGCCUCUUCUCUUGGUCCAUGUGCCUUAUAGUUGGACAAAAGUAAAAAACUAGUUUGGGAUUUUUGCAACACCUUAGUUGAAAACCUGCAGACAGAUUCUGCAGUGAUUGACCUGAUGGAUACAGUAGACACUGACCACCAUAAUGUUACACUUGUAAAAAAAGAUUGUGGUGUUGCUUUAUGCACUCUCAGCCUUUAUCCUUACUGGAGGGGAUUUUUUUUUAGCCUGUGGAAACUCUUUAGGUAUACUGCUUGUUUUAUGCAGACAAAUGGUGUUGAAUUAAACUCUUCUUAUAGCGUAGUAGUAUGUUUUCUAGCUGUGUAGUUUAGAUGGUGAAGAACUCGCGUCGUGGUUUGAAAUCUUCACUGAGCAGGUGAUUUGAAGAGGUGGGUUUAAAAAACGACUAACAGGUUGAUUCCUGUAGUGUAAGCUUUUUGAAUGAGCACUAGCUGGCCUGUGUGCUGUGAGGGUGCAACCACUUUUGGAAUGUGGUUAAUUUGCAUGGUGGCCUAACUUUGUCAUCAUAAUGACACUUGGCGUUGGAAUGCACUUUCUUCUUUAUUUGUCUCGAACUAUACCUUUCUGUGCUUAGCAUGAAUAGUUCAUUAUGUAAGAUUGUUUUUUGAACAUGAUGAUUGUAGCACGAUAUUUCCCCUUAAGUCUUUCAAAUUUCCCCUGACUUGUCCAGCUUCUUGUUUAAGGUCUAGCUGGCACUGAACCCACACAGUAGCUCUCUUUCUUGCUAUGUGGCUUUAUGCACAACUCAGUUUUUACUAAAUUAGCUCAGCACAGUCGGCUUAAGGUAGCAUCACUAAACAUACAACUUUAAAUAAGAUGCUGGGACAUUCGUUUGGAAAACUAAUGCAGAGGAUCUGUUGCUGCUGUGCAGUGCUACAGCUUUCCCUUUUAUGCUGUUCGUAGUAGGUAGAUGGCAUAAAACCGAUAAACAUAAAAAAGCUAAAUUUUAACUGAAAACGAGUAUUCUGAUGCACAUAUUUUAAGAAUGUUCUAAAUGGCUAAAAGCCAAGUGCAAUGUUUGAGUCUAGCCUGCAUGUAAUGACAGAGGAAUUGGAUAAAGCAUGAUGCAUGUUUUUGGAGAUUGGCAUAAGCUUGCAUCAGAGUUUUUUAACCUUGGGGUCGCGACCCUAUCUGGUGUCACUUGGUACACAUAUAGGGUUGCGGGAAAUUUCGAAUAAAUUAAAAUAAUAUAAAAUCAAUUAAAUACUGUACGUUUGAAAUGUCAUAAUCAUUAUAAUUUUGCAUUUGGAUAUUUGGACUCUAAUUAUUGGGGAGGAAAUUAAGAAUUGUGGGAACGGGGUCAGAUAAGGUUGAGAAACUCUGAUAUAUAGAGAAGGAAAGAUUGAGAUGCAGAAUUUUUAAACCUUGUUAGCUUUAUUCAGCCUUCAAUAUUUGCUCCACACUGACCCCUGCAGGCCAAAGUUACACUCAUUUCGAUUGUCUUGUUCUGGCUCAUCCUUUUUACUGUCACAUUCUCCACAUUUGUUUUUGGGUCGGAGGUUUUCUUGCUUCCUAGCAGGCCUGAUCCUCCUUUUUUUUUUUUUUUUAACUGUGAGGCCUAGUGAUUGAGAGAACACCUUGUUUUUGGUAGUCUUUGGUGUCUCCUCUCCUGUGCCUUCAGUGAAAUCUCGCUCUUUUGGCUCAGUACAGGCUGACGUGCACACGAUGCACCUGUUAGACUUCUGGGCUCACAAUAAAGUAGAUUAAAGCCAAGAAAUACACACAUGUGAGCACAGAAAGAAAAGUAGGCAGCUUUCUUUAAUGUACAGUAAUCUCAGCAUAGUUACUGGCUAUUGGGGGUCAUAAUGAUAGCUUCCAAUUAUAAUUAAGGAGCUUUACAAGUGUGUGAUAUCAACUAUGCUAAAGCUACGCAACACGUAAUGAUGAUAUGACCAAGAAACCCAGCAAACCAGCAGUUUUAAAAUGUUUUCGCACUCUUUCAGGUGCCUGCACUUUCUAUUAUGUAGCCUAUUACAACUUUUUUGUAAGACUUUAUAUUUACCAGUUUUCUUGAUCAGAAUUUAAAUAUCGUAUUACUUUUUUCACUUUCUAAUGAUCUCUUACUCAAAUUCAACAGUAUGCUCUAUUACUUCCACUAUUUAGCUGCAAUUUACUAUGUUGCAAUCGUGCAUAAAGUCAGUAUAUUCUAGGUUGGGGAACAGCAUCUGUGAACUACUGGUUGGAUUAAAGGCAGAUAUUAGCUGUGACAACUAUAUAUACAGUAUGCUUUAUUGGAGAUAGUUGUUAUCCAAACUACAAUACAGUGUUGUGAAUUUUAUAUGAGACCUGGCUGGAAUUAAUCACCUUAUAACUGCUCAGCACACUGUAUGUAUUUACUAAGCAUAGGACUGUAUGCACAGAGAGACCCGGGAGAGGGAGUGUUUAUAUAGACAGACAUCGUGUGAUUAACCCCUGGUCUAAACUGUAAUUUUUAAGUGGAUCGUAUAUCCUGUAUAGUAUUGUCAUGCACUUUUGUUUCCAUGGACUCGUAUGUCUCUUAACAUUAACAUUUACUGCUCAUGUUAUUGUGUGUAUUAAAAUAGAAAGGCGAAAGAAAGAGCACACCACACUCACCAUUAAGGGCUUUCAAGAAAAUAUACAACAAUCAGAAUGUUUUGCUGCUGUUGCAAAAAAAAAAAAAAAAAAGUUUUGAAACUAAAAAAAUUUGUAAUAUUUUUGAACCACUGUGAUUUGUACAAAAAUAAAAAAAAGAAAAGGAAAAAAAAGAAACAAACAAAAGUAGAUUUUUUUUCUUUUUUUUUUGCCAUUUCAGUAUUUUGAUGUUUGACAUGGAUUUUAUUAAAACUGUUAAUCUUU
Molecule: messenger RNA, 7509 nt
Organism: Larimichthys crocea (large yellow croaker)
Lineage: Eukaryota; Metazoa; Chordata; Actinopteri; Sciaenidae
Gene: rhobtb4
Product: Rho related BTB domain containing 4
Exons: 11
Coding region: 1-2205 (734 amino acids)
Biological process (GO): small GTPase-mediated signal transduction
Molecular function (GO): protein binding; GTPase activity; GTP binding
Source: RefSeq, a predicted model, not a curated record